Molecule: messenger RNA, 1364 nt
Organism: Brassica oleracea var. oleracea
Lineage: Eukaryota; Viridiplantae; Streptophyta; Magnoliopsida; Brassicales; Brassicaceae
Product: NAC domain-containing protein 92-like
Exons: 3
Coding region: 237-1250 (337 amino acids)
Biological process (GO): regulation of DNA-templated transcription
Molecular function (GO): DNA binding
Source: RefSeq, a predicted model, not a curated record
UUCUACCUUUAACUGCCCAAAAGAUUCCCCAGCUAGCUUUCUCAAAUCAUUUUUCUUUCUUCAUCACCUUCUUGUGUCUCUCUUUCUCUCUAAAUAAGCAUCACAUCUCUUUUUCUCUUUCAAGAAAAUCUCUGAGUUCUUUCUCUUUUACUUUUGUUUCAAUCUUUAAACUAAAAACACAAAAGAGACAGAUAGAUACACGCAUAUCUAUAUAGAUACAGUACUGUUUUAUAGUCAUGGCGGUUGUUGUUGUUGAAGAAGGCGUGGUGUUGAAUCAUGGAGGUGAAGAGCUUGUGGAUUUACCACCUGGAUUCAGGUUUCAUCCAACAGACGAGGAGAUCAUAACAUUCUACCUCAAAGAAAAGGUUUUAGACAGCCGAUUCACGGCUGUGGCCAUGGGUGAAGCAGAUCUCAACAAGUGUGAGCCCUGGGAUUUGCCGAAGAGAGCAAAGAUGGGGGAGAAAGAGUUUUACUUCUUCUGUCAAAGGGACAGGAAGUACCCGACCGGGAUGAGGACGAACCGUGCGACCGAGUCCGGGUAUUGGAAAGCGACCGGGAAGGAUAAGGAGAUUUUCAAAGGCAAAGGUUGUCUCGUUGGGAUGAAGAAAACACUUGUGUUUUAUAGAGGAAGAGCUCCACGAGGUGAAAAGACUAAUUGGGUCAUGCAUGAAUAUCGUCUUGAUGGCAAAUAUUCUCAUCACAAUCUCCCCAAAUCCGCAAGGGACGAGUGGGUCGUGUGUAGGGUUUUUCACAAGAACAAUCCUUCCACUACAACCCAACAAAUGACAAGAAUGCCCAUUGAAAAUCUCACAAGAAUGGAUUCUCUAGAGAACAUUGAUCAUCUCCUAGACUUCUCAUCUCUUCCUCCUCUCAUGGAUCCGAGUUUCACGGGUCAACACGACCAUCACAACUUCAAACCUAUCAACCCUCCUACCUAUAACAUCUCGUCACCAAUCCAACCCCAUCACUUCAACUCUAAUUACCAAUCAAUAUUUAACCACCAGGGUUAUGGUUCUGCUUCGGGUUCCGGUUCUACAUACAACAACAAUAAGGAAAUGAUAAAGAUGGAGCCGUCGCUUGUUAGUGUAUCUCAAGAAACCUGUCUGAGCUCAGAUGUGAACGCGACCACGACCAUUGAGGUAUCUUCGGGUCCGGUAAUGAAGCAAGAGAUGAGUAUGACGGGAAUGGUGAAUGGUAGCAAGUCAUAUGAAGAUCUAUGUGACCUGAGGGGGAUCUUAUGGGACUACUGAUUUAUUUUAGUUAUGGUUAUUUUAUUAUUUAAGUGUGAUGAAAGAGUAUAUUUGUUGGUUUUAAGUCAUGUAAUUAAUACAUAUAGGAUUUACUAGGGGGAUUAAUCCUAGUUA